AUCCGCCAUAGCUAUGGGUUUCGGAGCCCUAAGAUCCAUGAUCCGACCCGUAUCCAGAGCCCUCUCACCGCCUCACACUUCUCUCCAGCAGCUAGAACAUUCUCCACCAUCCCUCCCCCGCAGCUCCGCCCCCUUCCGCCGCUGCAUUCCCUGGAUUCCGCCGCGCAGCGCCUUCCACAGUCUCACCAACGCCAGGUACCCGAAGCGUAGGCCCGAAGACAAGCCGCGCCGCAAGAGAGCAAGCUUGAAACCCCCAGGUCCGUAUGCGUGGGUGAAAUGUGUUCGUGGGGAAACUAUACUUCCCAAUCAGCCAAAUCAGGGGAGUGUGAAGAGAAGGAAUGAGAAGAAGAGAAUUAAACAGCAUCGUGCAUUCAUAAAGUCGGAAAGAAAGAUACGCAGAGGUCAGGUGCAGGAGGCCAAGUGGAAGAAGCUCACCCUAAGGGUGGAGCGAAAAAUGGCUGCAGUUGCAAGAGACAGAGCCUGGGCCGAAAGACUAGUCGAACUCAAACGGAUCGAAGAGGAGAAGAAGCAUCAAGCAGCUAUGAGUUGAUGCCUCUCUUUCUGUAUCAUAUGAAAGCACCAUUCUUUUUUGGAAUAUGAAAAUUUAAAAUUUCAACGGUUUUUGCAUCAUUUAUAUUCAACGCAAUGAAAGAAUCAUUUACCAAUUU
Molecule: messenger RNA, 668 nt
Organism: Salvia splendens (bonfire salvia)
Lineage: Eukaryota; Viridiplantae; Streptophyta; Magnoliopsida; Lamiales; Lamiaceae
Exons: 3
Coding region: 14-550 (178 amino acids)
Cellular component (GO): mitochondrion
Source: RefSeq, a predicted model, not a curated record